CUGAAGAUUAGGAUGAUAAGCUGUAGAGUCUGUGUCCUGGCUGCUCUGUUCUCUCUCCUCAUCAUCACCCUCAUUCCCACCACACAAUCAGCGGACUGCUGUCUGAAGUUCACUCGGCGUCCAGUGCACUGCCGAUGGCUGAAAGGCUACACCUUCCAAGACAUUACUUCCUCAUGUGACCUCAACGCUGUCAUCUUCCAGAAUCUAAGGAACAAGUUUGUGUGUGCCGACCCCUCUCAAGACUGGACCAAGAGGGUACAACGCUGUCUGCGCAAGCGUCAGGAGAAGAAAUCCCAACUGAAGAAAAGGGUCUGAACUCAUGUUGCCAUGGAGAGGGCUUUCAUUACAGAACACCAUGUAAUACAUUAUUGAUUUAAUGUUAUAUUUUACUGAGACAAACAGCAAUAUAUUUCAAUAUACAGAGAGAUUCAUGAAGGUUAAGAUGUUUAAAUAAUUUAAUAUAAGUGAAUAUUUUUCAUCAUAUCUGUGAUUCUGAGGUAGUUUGAGUUUCAUCUCAGUUUAACUGUAUUUAUCAUCGUUGUUGUUCUGUUUUAUAAACAGCAGGUGUAGUAUUUCUGAUACGCAUGUAGAAACAUUAAAACAUAGUUUUCACACAUAGUACCACAAAAUAUUUUUGUGUUGAUGUUUCAUAUCCUCUCUCCAAUUGAAGCCAGAGAAAACCUUUUUAACUUUGUAUUUCCAAAGUGUCCAAAUCUCUAUAUGAGUUUUACUGAAGUGUACUUACUUUAAGCUCAAAGCUAUGAAAUAGAUAAUAAAAUGGGUAUUUG
This is a messenger RNA of Oncorhynchus mykiss (rainbow trout), 788 nucleotides long. It is a transcript of the gene ccl20b, whose product is annotated as C-C motif chemokine ligand 20b. Gene Ontology annotation, molecular function: chemokine activity. Gene Ontology annotation, cellular component: extracellular region. NCBI's taxonomy places the organism in Eukaryota, Metazoa, Chordata, Actinopteri, Salmoniformes, Salmonidae. The record is from RefSeq and is marked provisional. Gene Ontology annotation, biological process: immune response.